Messenger RNA from Engraulis encrasicolus (European anchovy), 1858 nucleotides. It is a transcript of the gene dguok, whose product is annotated as deoxyguanosine kinase. The transcript is spliced from 7 exons. Gene Ontology annotation, molecular function: deoxyguanosine kinase activity. Bases 326 to 1327 code for a protein of 333 amino acids. NCBI's taxonomy places the organism in Eukaryota, Metazoa, Chordata, Actinopteri, Clupeiformes, Engraulidae. Gene Ontology annotation, cellular component: cytoplasm. The record is from RefSeq and is a predicted model, not a curated record.
AGCGCCUGUUCUGUACAAUGUGACAACUGAUGCAUGUGUCAAAGAUUCUCCUUGGAAGCGUCCCAUACAGGGUUUGUGACCAUGUUUGUUGUGUAGAACGUCAUGCACAUAUCUGCAAGUCUGCAAUAUCUGCAAGGUAUUUUAUUUGGAAAGACACUGACACACAAAAGUAGUCCAUUUUAGAGUCGUGUUUCGAUGAAUCUUCCUUUAAAUUAUGAUGCAUUUUCCAAUGCUGAAAGUAGCAUAAUACAUCAGUAAAAUAAGACAUUCAACCAAGUGUCAAAUCACACAUUUUGGUUAUAUAGUGUUACUUGAAGUAGGGAUUAUGCUCUGCGCUGUGUACGUGCACAUACGUCCAAAAUAUAUGCAGACUCUGCGCUCUCUUCGUCGUUUCUCCAUCUGUUACAUGUUGGAAAGUUGCGGGCAUCCUGGAAGUCACCCACAUCUUAAACCUACUGGGCUUGACUACGAAACAAUGGCGAAAAGGACGAUCAAGAGACGAAUCUCAACUUCACCCUUUCGAGAGACAGAAGCGGGGCCAAUGAAUGCCACCAGUAAGCCGAUCAAGCGGGUGUCCAUUGAAGGGAACAUUGCUGUGGGGAAGUCCACAUUUGCAAGCCUUCUUCAGGGAGCAGGCCAGGACUGGGAGGUCAUCCCAGAGCCAGUCAGCAAAUGGCAAAAUGUCGAGGGCACAUCGCAGGUAAGCCAGGUCAGACUGCACCGGAGGAAUCUCCCAAAAUACACUUCCAGGAUACAGAGUGCCGUGAGUAACCUGUUGGAGAUGAUGUACGCGGACACUCCGCGCUGGUCCUACACAUUCCAGACCUUCAGCCUCCUGAGCCGCCUGCGUACCCAGCUCCAGCCCCCUCCUCCCCACCUGCUGCAUUCCACUGACACACCUGUACAGGUCUACGAACGCUCUGUUUACUGCGACAGGUAUAUUUUUGCGCUGACCAUGUUUGAGCUGGGCUGCAUCAACGCUACAGAGUGGGCGGUCUACCAGGACUGGCACUCCUUCCUGCUGCAGCAGUUUGGUACUCUCCUGCAGCUGGAGGGCGUCAUCUACCUCAGAGCAUCACCAGAGACAUGUAUGGCACGGUUAGGGAAGAGGAAUCGAGAGGAGGAGAGAGGGGUGCAGCUGGAUUACUUACAGAAACUCCACGCGCAACAUGAGCGCUGGCUAAUAGACAAGACUACUGUGCUUCACUCUGAGGACCUGAAGCAGCUCCCAGUGUUGGUGCUGGACGCAGGGGUGGAGUUUGAGAAAGACCCAAAAGCACAGCAGGCAUUGAUAACACAGGUGAAGGAAUUCUUCAGAUCGUUAUGAAGAAGACGCUUCAACUCAUCUCCACCCAACUCACCACCAGUGGUCAAGGAAAACAUGUCCAUUUAACUACAUUAAAAUCAGUAAACAUUGUUACAUGUGAUGGAGGUGUUCCCACACAGUUCGUCUCCCUCGGGGCCGCGGACCUGCUACCUCGUCAACUACACCGGUUCGGGAAUGAAAGGCACAGUACGAGACCGCGGAGCUUAAGGGCUGGACCGAUAGCCCAACGCUACCGCACUGUAUUGAGGCUUCAGGAGGGAGGUUUACUAACGUUCCACGCCACACUCUGCUAGUUGGCCUCCGUUACAUGCACAUAGAGUGUGUUUACUUUACCCUGCACCAGGCUACUGGCAAGUCAUAAUGUUACAGUUUCAGUCAAAAGUGUGUCAGCUGACCUGUUCUUUUUUAUAUUUAUAUAUAUAGAAUAAUGUAUGUUCAUCUUUGAUACCUCAUCCAAUGUUUGUCAGUUACUCCUUGAUUGUAAUAUACAAAUUCCAUAAAUAAAUAUUGCUUUAUUUAUUUCAGGUAAAA